UUCCUCCCCAGACGCCAGCUGCCCCUGCCUGUCCUGAACCGAGCGCCCGCCGCCCAUCGAGGUUCGCCUGUCUCGCGGGUGCGGGGGCAGGGAGUGGCGCUUCCUCCUUGAAGCCAGCGGCAUCGGAGCUUGGGGAAGGAGGAGUGAGCGCGCGUGCGAGCUGCUGACGAUGAAUGGGUGAACGAGGGGGAGAAUGCAGGCACUUGAACCAGGGCAGACAGCGCCGUCCAGAGAGUGAGAGGAGGACAGCAAAGGACAACACCCCGAAGGUCGCUUAGGAGACCCCAGAACGGCCCAAGGGGUGGUCGGGUCGUCUCCGGGCCAAGACAACUUUCCCAGGUUGGGGACGAUGGGGACACGGGCCCUGCUGGGCCUCCUCCUCUUUAUCCCGCUGCUGCAGCCGCGCAGGGCCUGGGCAGGAAGCCUGAAGAGUCCAGGUCUGUCCGAGUGCUUCCAGGUGAAUGGGGCCGACUAUCGUGGCCACCAGAACCACACAGGCCCACGCGGGACAGGACGCCCGUGUCUCUUCUGGGACCAGACACAGCAGCACAGCUACAGUAGCGCCAGUGACCCGCAGGGCCGCUGGGGGCUGGGCGCGCACAACUUCUGCCGGAACCCAGAUGGUGAUGUGCAACCAUGGUGCUAUGUGGCUGAGACGGAAGAGGGCAUCUACUGGCGUUAUUGUGACAUCCCCACAUGUCACAUGCCUGGCUACCUAGGGUGCUUUGUUGACUCUGGUACACCCCCGGCUCUCAGUGGCCCCAGUGGCACCUCCACGAAACUCACAGUCCAGGUGUGCCUUCGUUUCUGCCGCAUGAAGGGCUAUCAGCUGGCUGGUGUGGAGGCUGGUUAUGCCUGCUUCUGUGGCUCUGAAAGCGACUUGGCACGGGGACGUGGAGCACCUGCCACUGACUGUGACCAGAUCUGUUUCGGCCAUCCCGGCCAGCUGUGUGGUGGCGACGGGCGACUAGGCAUCUAUGAAGUGUCUGUGGGCUCCUGUCAGGGAAACUGGACAGCGCCUCAGGGUGUCAUUUACUCUCCGGACUUUCCUGACGAGUAUGGACCAGACAGGAACUGCAGCUGGGUGGUAGGCCCGUCGUCAGGCGCAGCGCUGGAGCUCACCUUCCGCCUUUUCGAGCUGGCAGACCCGCGCGACAGAUUGGAGCUUCGCGAAGUCCCCUCGGGAAGCCUGCUGCGGGCCUUCGACGGGACCCGCCCGCCGCCAGCCGGGCCUCUGCGCCUGAGGGUCGCUGCAGUCCUGCUCACCUUCCACAGCGAUGCUCGUGGCCACGCGCAGGGCUUCGCACUCACCUACCGUGGGCUGCAGAACAUAGUCGAGGACCGUGCACAGCCAAAGGGAUCUGCCCAGACCCCCGAGGAGACUCCUGGCAGGGCCAAUGCGAGCUGCAGCCCCAGGCCUGUGACUCUGCAGGCUGCAAUGGGGGCCCGGGUCUUCUCAUUGGCGACAGUUGUCUCCGUGCUGCUCUUCCUGCUCCUGUCGCUGCUGCUGCAUCUCCUGCGCCGACGGAACUGCUUGCUGGCUCCAGGAAAAGGGCCACCAACGUUGGGACCUUCCAGGGACACUGGGAGAAGCUGGACUGUGUGGUACCGAAGGCCCAGAAGGAUGGCCCUGCCUUGUCCUACCGGAGACCCCCAGGCUGAAAGUCCUGCUGCAGGCUACCGGCCCCUGAGUGCUUCCAGCCAGAGUUCCUUGCGCUCACUCAUCUCUGCUCUCUGACUGCUCCCAGACUUUGUCCCAGAGGGUCUGUAGGACAUGGGACCUUGUGCUAUCGAGAUGGACACUUGAGACAUUACACUGCACCCUACCUCGGUCUUCUACCCCUUCAAAGGAAGAUCAGCCUCUGACCAUCUUGGGGACACCAGAAAUUGGACAAGAAACAUCUAAUGCUAUGGUGUGGACUUGGCCUGACCUUUGGGGUCCAGGUGUUCUAGGCCAAAGGACAAGAAAAAUCUAGCUUUCCAACCCAUGAACCUUGAUAUGGGGGUGGUCUGUGGUUUCAGUGGUCUUUGAGCUCCUCGUGUGGUGGUCCUGGACUGCUGUCCUCAAUAAGAGGUCAGCAGUCAACAAAAGUUCCACCCUACACCUUAAAUAGAGAGUCUAUUUUGAUUAGGCCUCCAAAGUUCUUACAUGGAGGGAGCAGCUAUGUUAGUGAGGUACAGCAGUGGAGAAUUCCCUGUAUUCAUGAAAUGAAAGGUGUUUUACACAAUUAA
This is a messenger RNA of Cavia porcellus (domestic guinea pig), 2232 nucleotides long. RefSeq names its product kringle containing transmembrane protein 2 (gene Kremen2). Gene Ontology annotation, cellular component: plasma membrane. NCBI's taxonomy places the organism in Eukaryota, Metazoa, Chordata, Mammalia, Rodentia, Caviidae. Bases 350 to 1738 code for a protein of 462 amino acids. The record is from RefSeq and is a predicted model, not a curated record. The transcript has 10 exons. Gene Ontology annotation, biological process: Wnt signaling pathway; multicellular organism development.